AUGAGCAAAUCAGAAAAAAUAAUUUACUUAUUAGUAAUUUGCUUUGCUUUUGCUAGCUGCAGAAAUACUACAUGUAAUAAAUACUAAGACAAGUAUGCUCUUAAUCAUACUUUUUACACUGGCUACCUAGAUGUAGGGUUCAAUGAUAGUGUUACUGGUUUAGCCUUUGUGUUUUAUUCUAAAUAAAAUGCAACUACACCAGAAGAAAUAGCAGCUGCUCCUACCCUUAUCUGGUUAAAUGGAGGUCCUGGCUCAAGUAGUAUGUAUGGAGCUUUCUUUGAAAAUGGUCCUUAUAGAGUAUUGAAUAAAAGCAAUGAAAUGGUUGUUGAAUAAAACCCUAAUUCUUGGACUCAAAACUACAACAUGCUUUAUAUCGACUAACCUAUUGCAGUAGGUUUUUCUCGUUCCGCUAUGGAUGAAUACAAUCCAGUUAACGAAGAUUAAGUAGCAGAAUAAUUUUAUAAAGGACUUCUUAGUUUAUACACAUCUGGCUGUUACAGUGAUGUUAUUUAUCAUAGCUCUCCUUUGUUUAUUGCUGGUGAAAGCUAUGCUGGAAAAUACAUUCCAAAUAUUGCUGCAGAGAUUCUUAAAUAAAAUAAUUAAACUGAAAUUACAGGAAAUUUAAAAAUUCCUCUUAAAGGUAUUUCAAUAGGUAAUCCUCUAUUAGAUCCCUAACAUUAGCUCUAUCAACUUGGUUAAUUCGGCUUAGACAAUAAACUCAUCUCACACAGCACUUACUUAAAAAUUAGCAAAAUUUUAAUCAAAAUGAAAAAAUAUUUAGAUAAAAAUAUGUAUGAAGAAGCAGCAGAUGAAUACGAUAAUGCUUUGUAAACAUUUAUGAUGAAUGGAUUGGUUCCUUUAGAAAAUCCUUUCAAUUAUAAAACAGGUCCUUAUCCUAACGAAUUUAUAAAGUAAUUUUGCUAAAAAUAUAUUUAAAACUUUGGUUUCGACGAAGAUUUCGUUUUCGAUAGCUCUAGCUUUUAUAUUUACUUGUCUUUAAAGCAUGACGUAUUUGCACCUAAUGGUAUUCCAGCUCUUGUAAAUGUUCUAGAAUAAAAGUUACCUGUAAUAAUUUACAAUGGAAAUAAUGACAUUAAAGUCAAUACUCCAGGUAUUUAAUAUGCUAUCAACAAUUUUGAAUGGUAUGGAAAGUAAUAGUUCUCAUAAUUACCAAUGCUAGAUCUUAAUAUGACUUCUCCAUUUGGCCAAGUAAAAGAAAUUGGUUAAAUUAAAUCAUUUGAUACUUUGACUUUUGCUAUUGUAUAUGAUGCUGGCCACCAAGCACCAUACGAUUAGCCUGAAAGUCUUAGCUUUUUAAUCGAAUCAUUUGUAGGCUAGACUCUUUAGUUAGAAGCUUCAAAAACUAUCAAAGAUGAAAAUAAAAACAUUUAUCAGCAAUGA
Tetrahymena thermophila SB210 is the source of this 1401-nucleotide messenger RNA. Its product is annotated as serine carboxypeptidase family protein. Lineage: Eukaryota; Ciliophora; Oligohymenophorea; Hymenostomatida; Tetrahymenidae. Gene Ontology annotation, molecular function: serine-type carboxypeptidase activity. Gene Ontology annotation, biological process: proteolysis. The record is from RefSeq and is a predicted model, not a curated record. The transcript is spliced from 2 exons.